UGAACGCACCAGCCGGAUAUGCGUGGCUCACGUCCUGCGGAAGUAAACAACCUCAGCUGACGUGGAGCUGCAUACUCUCACCAAGCUGCUGAACAAACUGGAUCAACUGGACCUGAACCCGCUGUUUUAGAGGAACACUUGUCGCUCCAGUUUCUUUCUUGUUGUGUUAUGUUAAAUGGGCCCUGUUGGUGUCGUCUGAACUUCCAGGAUUAAUUAAAAUCCCUCGUUAAGAGCCUGAAAAGCAAAAUGGCGGCAUCGGACGAGGCUAGCAGACAGUUCGCCGGGUUGUCAGACGUCUCCAUCUCGGAGGACAUCCCGGUGGAGGGAGACAUCUCCGUGCCCCUCGGCCCCUCCAGCAGGCAGCGGGACGACGAGUUCUCCACGCUCGACGAGCCCGUGAAGGAGACCAUCCUGCGGGACCUGCGUGCGGUGGGGAGCAAGUUCAUCCACGUCCUGUACCCGAAGCGGAGCACCGCGCUGUUGCGGGACUGGGACCUGUGGGGCCCGCUGCUGCUCUGCGUCACACUGGCUCUGUUGCUCCAGGGCGGUGCGGCCGACAGCGACGACCAGGGGGGGCCGCAGUUUGCUGAGGUCUUUGUCAUCGUCUGGUUCGGCUCCAUCAUCAUCACCCUCAACUCCAAGCUGCUGGGCGGCACCAUCUCCUUCUUCCAGAGCCUGUGUGUGUUGGGAUACUGCAUCAUGCCCCUGACGGCGGCCAUGGCCGUGUGCCGGAUCGUGCUGGUCGGCGGCGCGGGGAAGGUCAGCUUCGCCGUGCGGCUCGUGGUGGUGACGCUGUCCUUUGGCUGGUCCACCUUCGCCUCCACGGCCUUCCUCGGUGACAGCCAGCCGCCGGGCCGCAAGGCGCUGGUGGUGUAUCCGGUGUUCCUCUUCUAUUUUGUGAUCGGGUGGAUGAUCCUGACAUUCUCGCCGUCACAGUAGAAGAGCAUGAAAAGGAAGUGUUUGUUGAACUGACAAAGUUGAGGGAGGUUUUUGUGGAGUGAAAGAACUCAAACAAACGCCGUAAUCUGCCUUGGAAGAAGGAUGAACGACUACUGAUGUGACUGUGAAGGUUUCUGGGCAUCUGAUAAUGUAUUCAGACUUAUGGGACAGCAAAAUCAUUUCUUUCAGGCAAAGCAAUUGCUUGCACUCAGAUCCAGAGAAGUCCGGUGAACGCUGUGCUGCCGAUUUCACAUUUAUGAGCUGUGUAAAAAAAAAAAAAAGAAAGUCCAUAGUGGUGUAUGCAGAAAUGCUCUAUGAAUGUUGAACUACCAGGGCUAUGAUAUUCUAAUUUUCCUUUUCUCUCUUGAUGUGUUUCAAAAGAAUCCUGACGGCUCACAUUGUCACACUACAUUCUUUACUUUGACAUUUAGCAGAAGCUUUUAUGCAGCUUGACUAAGACUUUUGACCGUUGAGCAACUGUGCCAACUGUGUACUAACUGUCAUUUUUGGUUCAUUGUCGUAAUUUUCCUGCAAGUUUCUUUUAGUGUUUGGGGAGUAUUUGUAUUUUUGAUUUGAUUAGACAGAUGACAGGAGAGAGAGAGAGAGAGAUUGGGGAUGACAUGCAACAAAGGCCUCAAGCCGGACUCCAUCACGGAACGUCUCGGCUUCCUUAAACCACUCGGUAGGAUAAAUAUGAAGCUGCAGCCAGUUAGCUUAGCUUAGCAUAAAGGUUGGGAACAGAGGGAAACACCUAGCCUGGCUCUGUCCAAAGGUAACAACCUUCCAACACCUCUAAAACUCAAAAUAAUUAACACGUUGUGUCUGGUUAGAGAGGGGUGUCAAUCCUCCCAUCCAGCCCGGGGCAAGAAAGAGGAUUAAGUGUGUUUCUCAAAGGUUUUCUUUUAUGUCUUGAUGUAGUCUAAAACUGAUGCGGACACUGACAUCGGAUGUGCGUGUCGUUCUGUUCGCUGUGUGUCGCAAAGGUGGACGUGUUCACAUAUUUUUGAUGAUGGGUAAAGUCCCUCAUGGACACGGGUAGAUGGUGAAAUUAAUGUCACACUGACCCUCACACCCACAUGGAUGCAGAGACUUUAAUUUGGAUUUAAGAUGUGAAAACAAAAUAGUAAUUCAGUCUGAUUAACAGGAUAGGUAUUACCUCCGCUGAGCUUUUUUUGUUGUGGUCCUACUUAUUGUGACUUCAACAUAAAGUAUUUCAUCAGUCAGCCUUUGUCUGUGCUUAUUAUUUGAGGUCUUCUUGGAUGUAAAAUAAGAGAAUAAAUGUUAAAGAGAUCAGAGCUCCCUGUUGGAAGAGAAGAGUUGUGACCACAGGACAUAUCAUACCACCGUUUCUCUCUCGAGUAAGAGGUGAUUUUAUUUUUUUCCCUCGUUUUGAUUGCCAUCUUUACUUACUUUUUAAGCCCACAGCUGAAUUAUUACACUUGUAAUGUAAAUGUAGACGUAAUGCUCCCUGCUGGGUUAAAACAGCAUUCUGGGAAAUGUAAAAACAAAUGGUUGCAGCAGGUUGAGGAAAAGUGGGUUCCUCAAAAAAAGCAAAUUGUAAUAUUUCAUUAUAGAAAACGUCACAUCACAGACUGAUGAAACGCCAAAUGAUCUGCUUCUCCGGCCUGAUGCGUCCUGUUCACGCUGAUUGUCUGCGAUCAGUCAACUGAUUUUUCCACCUUCUACUAACCUGCCUGAUGACCUUUGACCCCUGCUCUUUCAACAGAUAACACGUUCUUUAUGGGCUCUCAAAUCACCGGGGCUUUCUUUUAAUUUAUAUGUAUUCCUUUACAUCAACAAAUGAAGAAGAUUAAAAUAUAUUUCAUCAGC
Cottoperca gobio is the source of this 2769-nucleotide messenger RNA. It is a transcript of the gene yipf6, whose product is annotated as Yip1 domain family, member 6. NCBI's taxonomy places the organism in Eukaryota, Metazoa, Chordata, Actinopteri, Perciformes, Bovichtidae. Gene Ontology annotation, cellular component: membrane; trans-Golgi network. The record is from RefSeq and is a predicted model, not a curated record. Gene Ontology annotation, biological process: endoplasmic reticulum to Golgi vesicle-mediated transport.